UGUGCCAUAAGCUACACGGAAAAUCAUUCUAAAUUAUUUAUAGGGUAUUGGCUGGGUGUGCAGUCUUGUACUGAGUUCUGUGGAGACCAACGUGAAGAUUCAGCUUCUGCAUUUAUGGUUGGCAUCUCUUAGGGUGAAGGAGAGAGCACAGAAUGUACUUCCAGACUGAAUGGAGGUGAACAGCUGUGCUCCCUUCUGUGUUGGCUUUUUAGCAUGAAGAGUCUUUAAUCUGUGUCCUUCAGCUGAUGUAGAGUCAGAAGUGUGAGGAGAUCAUCUUCAGAACAGACUGGACUGGGUCUUUUCCCCCUUGGGACUGGAAGGUGGUGGUCACUUUUUCCCCAGUAGACAGGAAGCUGGGCUUUAUCUCCCCAGCAUUCCCAUCCCCUCAAGAGGACCGUGUCACUCCAGACCGGGGAGUGUGAGUCUUUAUCUGGGUUCUGUUUCCUCCGUGGGGCACCAGGUCCUGGGCAAGAGAACUUGGCAGGCUCUCCCCAUGGCGGUCUUAUUCCUCCUUCUGUUCCUAUGUGGCCCCCCGCAGGCUGCUGCAGACAAUAUCCAGACCAUCUAUGUAGCCUUGGGGGAGGCAAUGGAGCUGCCAUGUCCCGCACCACCCACUCUGAGUGGAGACGAACUACUGUCCUGGUUCCGCAGCCCUGCAGCAGUCUCCUCCACUGCCCUGGUGGCCCAAGUCCAAGUGGCCAGGCCUGGGAGGGGGCCUUCCCCAGAGCCUGGGAAGUCUGUAAGGGCAUCCAGGCUCAAACUGCUGGGGAACUACUCUUUGUGGCUGGAAAAGUCCAAAGAGGGAGACGCCGGUCGGUACUGGUGUGCUGUUCUGGGUCAGCACCACAAGUACCAGAACUGGAGGGUGUAUGAUGUCUCCGUGCUCAGAGGAUCCCAGCUAUCCGCGAGGGCUGCGGAUGGAUCCCCCUGCUCCGUCCUUUUAUGCUCUGUGGCCCCUGCCAGACGCCUAGACUCUGUGACCUGGCUAGAGGGAAGGGGUCCUGUGAGGGGCCAUGUACAGUCAUUUUGGGGCGAUGGGGCUGCCCUGCUCUUGGUGUGUCCUGGGGAACAGCUCUCUGAGUCCAGGGAACAUAGACCAAGAAUCAUCAGCUGCCUCAUGCCUCAUAACAAAGGGGUCAGCUUUAGCCUGGCAGAUGCCUCGAUUCCUCAUUUCAAACCUGAAAUCCAGGUCUAUGAGAACAUCCAUGUGGCCCGUCUCAGCCCACCUGCCCACAAGAUCAGAUGAUCUCGAUGACAUCUGCUGGGAAGUGUGACCUGCUGUCUCUCCAGCCAUCUGGCACCUGAAAGAUUCGCCUGAAAACCCUGGCAAGGGGGGAGGGGCUGAGAGUGCUACUUUACAGUCCAGCUGGUCUCCAGCAGUCAAGCUGUGUGUGUGUGUGUGUGUGUGUGUGUGUGUGUGCACGCAUGCUUGUGUGUUGGGGGGGGGUU
Messenger RNA from Felis catus (domestic cat), 1449 nucleotides. RefSeq names its product lymphocyte antigen 6 family member G6F (gene LY6G6F). Lineage: Eukaryota; Metazoa; Chordata; Mammalia; Carnivora; Felidae. The record is from RefSeq and is a predicted model, not a curated record. Bases 494 to 1246 code for a protein of 250 amino acids. The transcript has 5 exons.